This is a messenger RNA of Rattus norvegicus (Norway rat), 2662 nucleotides long. RefSeq names its product GRB2 associated regulator of MAPK1 subtype 2 (gene Garem2). The record is from RefSeq and is marked provisional. The transcript is spliced from 6 exons. NCBI's taxonomy places the organism in Eukaryota, Metazoa, Chordata, Mammalia, Rodentia, Muridae. The coding region runs from base 1 to 2640 and encodes 879 amino acids.
AUGGAGAAGCUGGCGGCCGGGCUUGCCGGGCUGCGCUGGAGCAUGGGCGCUUUCCCGCUGGACCUCAUCGUCAGCCGCUGUCGCCUGCCCACGCUCGCCUGCCUCGGGCCAGGGGAGUAUGCUGAGGGUGUCAGUGAACGAGAUAUCCUGCUGAUCCACUCCUGCCGCCAGUGGACCACAGUGACCGCCCAUACCCUGGAGGAGGGCCACUACGUCAUUGGACCCAAGAUUGACAUCCCCCUGCAGUACCCAGGCAAAUUCAAGCUCCUGGAGCAGGCUCGGGAUGUGCGGGAGCCGGUGAGAUACUUCAGCAGUGUGGAGGAGGUGGCCAGUGUCUUCCCUGACCGAAUCUUUGUGAUGGAAGCCAUCACCUUCAGUGUCAAGGUGGUGUCAGGCGAGUUCAGCGAGGACAGCGAGGUGUACAACUUCACACUGCACGCAGGCGACGAGCUCACUCUCAUGGGUCAGGCCGAGAUUCUGUGCGCCAAGACAACCAAAGAGCGCUCGCGCUUCACCACGCUCCUGCGCAAGUUGGGCCGUGCAGGGGCCUUGGCUGGAAUCGGCGGUCCCGGGAGUAUGGGGGCCACAGGAGGUGGCGGCGGGGCCGCCAGGCCCGUCAGAGGCAAGAUGCCCUGUCUCAUCUGCAUGAACCACCGCACCAACGAGAGCCUGAGCCUGCCCUUCCAAUGCCAGGGCCGCUUUAGCACGCGCAGCCCUCUGGAGCUACAAAUGCAGGAGGGCGAGCACACGGUGCGCGCCAUCAUCGAGCGCGUGAGGCUUCCGGUGAACGUGCUGGUACCCAGCCGGCCGCCGCGCAACCCUUACGACCUACACCCUGUGCGGGAGGGCCACUGCUAUAAGCUGGUCAGCAUCAUCUCCAAGACCGUGGUGCUGGGGCUGGCGCUGCGCCGUGAGGGUCCGGCGCCACUGCACUUCCUGCUGCUCACCGACACGCCGCGCUUCACUCUGCCGCAGGGUCUGCUGGCCGGGGACCCGCGCGUCGAGCGCCUGGUGCGCGACAGCGCCUCCUACUGUCGCGAGCGCUUCGAUCCGGACGAGUACUCCACUGCUGUGCGCGAGGCGCCCGCGGAGCUCGCGGACGAUUGCGCCAGUCCGCGCCGUGCGCGCCUCUGCCUGCCCGCGCCGCGUGUUCCCGGGUCUGUCCGUGUGCCUGGACCGCCGGGUCGCCUGGGUCCUGCCCUGCCAGCACCGAGCGACAGCGACCAGGAGUACGUGAGCCCUGAUUGGGCGGGUGCGCCCGAGCCCGCGGCCGCGUGCGCCGAGAUCCCCUACGAGGAGCUGUGGGUGCACCAAGGCCCCGAAAGCCUCGCCGACGCCCGUGCACGGCCGCUGACAGGGCCGGAUCUCAUCUCUUUUGGGACCGUGGGGCCCCCACAGCAUGAACCAGAGGCACCACCGCCUCCUGUCCCCCCCAAAUCUGAGGCGGUGAAGGAAGAGUGCCGCCUGCUUCACGCCCCGCCUGUGCCUCCUAGGGGUGGCAGCAGCUGCAGUAGGCUCACAGGCAGCCCUCCAGUGCCGCCCCGCUUCCCCAAGCUGCAGUCUGUCCACUCACCGAGCUCCAGUCUCUCGUACUAUUCCUCUGGCCUGCAGGAUGGGGCAGGAUCCCGCAGUGGCAGUGGUUCCCCGUCACCGGAUGCAUACUCUCUCUAUUGCUACCCUUGCACCUGGGGAGAUUGUAAAGCCAGCGAGUCCUCUAGUCGCCCGCCACCAGGACCCCUACCUUCUACCACCACCCAGCCGCCCAGUCAGGCCUCAAGAGCCCUAGCAGAGCCUUUGAGUGGUCGAACCGCCUCCCUCUUGGGAGCUGACACCCCAGCGGUUAAGAACUACCAUAGCUGCCCGCCUCUGUUUAAACCCUCACGUCCCCAGAAGUCCCUUGCUCCCUUUGGUGCACUCAACCCAUUCUCUGGGCCUGCCCACCCUUCAGGUGCUCCAGCGGCCUCCUCCUCUGGGUCCACAUCCACUUCGGGUGCCCUGGCUACCUCCAGCCCCACACACUCCCCAGGCCCAGGCCCACAGGGCCAAGGUUACUCAGCUGCUCCCUCCUCCUCCUUGUCCUCCUCUGAGUGGCAGGAGCCAGCGCUGGAGCCCCUGGACCCGUUUGAGCUGGGGCAGGCCAGUCCUCCUGAGCUGGAGCUGCUCCGCUGCCAGGAGCCCAGAGCUUCGGGGACACCUGGGUCUGGACAUUGCCUUUCCCCACUUGGUCCGCCCAAGGCCUUAGAGCCGGAAGGUUUGGUGCUGAGGCAGGUCCCUGCCUCACUGUCACCAGCUGCCUUGCAGGGGCCCGAGGCAGGAGGAACCCUCCUCUUUCUUACCCAAGGGUGCCUGGAAGGGCCUCCUGGCAGCCCACGGGAGGGCGUCCCAGGUGCCGGAGUCCGGGAUGCUUCCUCCUGGCAGCCACCAGCAGACUUAUCUGCCCUCUCCGUGGAAGAGGUCUCACGGAGCCUGCGCUUCAUCGGGCUCUCAGAGGACGUGGUGAGCUUCUUUGCCCGAGAACGCAUUGACGGAAGCAUCUUUGUGCAGCUCAGUGAGGACAUCUUGGCUGAUGACUUUCAUCUUACCAAGCUUCAGGUCAAGAAGAUCAUGCAGUUCAUCAAAGGUUGGAGACCCAAGAUCUGAACCGUCUGGCCAGCUGCUGCAC